AUGACUUUUUGCCAAUGUGGCGGCGGCGCCUUUACUCUGAUGUGCUGCUACGUGGGUAACGAGGGCAUGUUCAUUUUGGCAGGCUCGAUGCAGAACGCCUUGAACCAGAGCGGCCUUGGACUGGACUUCUACCGCAACUACAAUGCUGACUUCUUCAGCCCUCAGCUCUACACUGCGAAGGUCUCGGACGUUGAUCUUUCACGUCUCCAAACUUGUGCUGAGUCCGUCAUGGUUGGCUUUGCAGAGAUUGCAGAACAGUAUUUGGCUGCUACUGGAGACAAUGAUGGCGUCACGACUGUGGGUGGAAAUCUGGUCUUGAAAUGUGAGCUGCAGGAGAAGUGGUGGGUGCCUCCAGCUUGCCGAAGCAAUCCAGGCAAUUGCAUACCGUGCACCACUGCGCAGGCUGGCUGGGGCCUGAUCCCGAUGAUUCAGCAAGCAACCUUCCACAAUAUGCCUGUUGCUUUUGCCACUGCUCGAAUCACACCGGUGGACGACUACAUCCCCCUGGGCCGUGAGUUGCAAAGCCUGAUCUACUGGUGGUUCCCUGAUACGAUGUUUGCCUUGGACAGCCCGUCAAUUGUGAUCUUUCCAGACUACAGCCCUUCUGAGCAAAAGCAGCAGAUCUAUCGUACCAUGAAGGCCAACACAAUUCUGACGAAGUGGGCUUCAGGAGGAAUUGAGACUGCCGCAGACAAACCAGUUCAUGUGGCUGAAAAGAUGAACCUGUUCAAAGACGACAUCUCCAAGCUCUUGCUCAGGUAUGUCCAGCUUGGCAACGAUCCCUGGGCCGCAGCAUGUGAGUGGUUGAAGGAGAAUGGGAAUUUGUGGGAAUCCUGGAUGCCGAACGAGACAGCCUGUACGUCUGGCAAAGGAUUGGUGGAUUCGAACAUGAACUUUAUCACCAAUCGCGCUGUUGCUGUGGGCUGUGAGACUUGUCCGGUGGGCCACUACUCCAAGGAGCAGGGCGCCACCAGGGUUUGCACACCAUGUGGACUUGGAGAGUACCAAUCGCUUCCAGGUGAAGAUGUUUGUUUGCUCUGCGACAAGGGAAGAUAUGCUGGAGAGAUGGGCACAGUGAAUUGUCAUCUUUGCCCAUUGGGAGAGUAUGCCAAUGAUACUGGCAUGUCGGAAUGUAUGGUUUGUGGUACCGGAACAGGUCAGGAAGACAAGUGGACAACGAGUCAAGCAGUGGUGGCUCAGGGUGAGGAGACUUGGAUUCAAGUGCAAGGAGCAGACAGCAUAUCUUAUUGUGGCUGCAUUGCAGGUACAUUCUUGUGGGAUGGCCUUUGCCAAGAAUGCAUCGAGGGAUCCAUCUGUGAGGGUUCCAGUAAAUUGCUGCUGCAGCCUGGAUUCUUCUCUCGCGCAACGGAGCCUGGCAUGGUUUACCGUUGCUACGGGGAGACAGUUCGCUGCCCGGGUGGAGAGCCUGGCGUCUGCGCUGAUGGUCGGGACACCACCACCAUUGCUUGCAGUGCGUGCCUCCCUGGCCUACAUGCGCGGGACGGCGUUUGCGUUGCAUGUGGUGGAGGUGACUAUGCGCUGGUGACUGUCGUGGGAAUUCUAGGAUGCAUUGGCAUUGCUGUCUUGUACGUUGUCCUCAUGAAUGAAGGGCAGAAGAGCAAGCAGCCAGGCAGCCUGCUGAUUGCUGCUUUGGGCAUGGGCCAGAUGGUGACAAUUGUGCAGCAGCUCACUGUGAUCCAGCAGUUCAAGAUCGACUGGGGUGAGCCCUUCAACAGCAUUUUGGUGGCAAUGGAGUUGAUGGCCUUCGACUUGGACAUGAUUUCCAUUUGA
Molecule: messenger RNA, 1791 nt
Organism: Durusdinium trenchii
Lineage: Eukaryota; Dinophyceae; Suessiales; Symbiodiniaceae
Source: the annotation of a GenBank genome assembly